Molecule: messenger RNA, 2044 nt
Organism: Pocillopora verrucosa
Lineage: Eukaryota; Metazoa; Cnidaria; Anthozoa; Scleractinia; Pocilloporidae
Biological process (GO): calcium ion import across plasma membrane
Cellular component (GO): plasma membrane
Molecular function (GO): calcium channel activity
Source: RefSeq, a predicted model, not a curated record
AUGGAACGCAGAAUCUCGCCUGACAAUUUAAUUCUUCCGAGACCAACCUGUGAAGUCGCACAGAAAGGAAUUGUAAAUGGCUUAAUUUUCUCACAAUAUCGGCAGGCAGUAGCCAUGGAGGACCUAGAUGAAGCAUUUUAUGAAUCGGUUUCACAAGAAAUGAGAGAACAAGGAAUCGAGAGAUCUAAGGCCAUGGACUUAGUUCGAAUAAAGAGACUGAUAGAUGCCUGUGACUCAAAAGAAGAUACAGCACUUUAUUUGCUUGAGGAAUGGAAUUACGAACCACAGGUUUCAAGAUUCUUACGGCUACUCAGUGACCUUGGCGUAGACUUUGAAAGUGUGAAAGACUCCCUCCAAAAUACUCCUUUACACAUGGCAGCUAAGAAGAACUAUACCUUGGUAGGCGACUAUCUAAUGGACAGAUUCCCCAGUAUGCUCCUGACUGCUAACGCUCAAAAUGAACUUCCGAUCGAAAUAGCCAUAAGAAACUAUCAAGAUGACAUGGCAGCAUUCUUAAUUCGGAGAAUGGAUCAUAGAAGGGUUAAGGACUUGUUCAGUGGCAUAAAACAACAGGGAAAAGAUAUAGUGAGCUUUUUGAAAAUGACAAAAGAGUUUAAGAUGCAGAAAACGAUCGUGGCCGUGUUGGAUAGUCUCAUUUCUCCUCGUUGGCCACAUCCGCCGAGUCUGCCGUCCGAUAUUCUACCGUGUUUAUCCUGGGAACAACUACCAGAGACACCCACUCAUUAUUACGUGGCUUACGACAUUUUGGAAAGUGAUGACAAUGGAAAAUUCCCAGAUGACCCUAGUUAUGAGCAUCCACAUCAGUCUUGUCUGUAUAACUUAGCCAGCCAUUGGCACAAGAACCUUGACGAGAUAGCAGAGGGAAUCAUCAAUCAUGUUGUCAUACAGCUGUUGACUGAGAGAAAGUGGCGGAAAUACGCCUCAUUUUGGUGCAGGGUUCGUUCCUACCAUUACAUGUUCUUUGUUUGUGCACUUGGAGCCUCACUUGUGUAUUCGGUAAGCCUUGACGAGCCUCUUGAUUAUGGCUCCUCGUCCUUCAGAGCAGUUUUUGACGUCUUGAUACUGUUCACCACAUUCUUCUUUAUGCUGGAGGAAAUAAUUGAGCUCAAAAGAGAACCAUUCAUUUUUGUUAAAGAUCCAUGGAACUAUUUGAACGUUAGUGGAUGCGUUCUUAUAUUCUUGACUUUUGUGUACAGACUCCAGAAGAGAAAUUACCAAUGGACCUUUGCUUGCUUUGCGUUCUCAAUCAACAGCCUGGGUAUUUUUAAACAUACUAGCAGAGAUCGAUAUAUAGGUGAAUACGUCAAAUGCCUUUACAAAGUUAUCUACAGAGACAUGCCUAGAUUUCUGUAUGUGUUUGGUAUCAUCCUCUUCACUUUCACUGUGUCGUAUUACUUGGCGCUUCAAGCUCAUAAAGACUCAAUCUUAUUGAAUGGUGAACUGGUAAACAAUAGAACUAUUAGGGGUGACAUAUCGUGUACUGGUGAAAUAUGGUGCGUGAUGUUAGCAGGACUGUUUGCUUGGCUGGAAGGGACUUUCGUCGUCAACACUUUUGAAGAUGUUGGUAUUUUUGGAGGAUUUCUGAUCCUUGCUUUCAUGUUGAGUGUGACUAUCAUCUUGCUGAAUAUUCUGAUUGCUCAGCUGUCACUGACUUAUGAGACUGUUCAAGAGGAGUCACAGCAUUCGUUUACUGCGAUGAGAAUGCAGGCCGUGGCUAUUGUCGAGUGGGGAAGUAGGUUUAGAUUCUGGAAUGUCCGGAAGAAGUAUUAUGUGGCAGGUGAAAUUAAGCCGAGGGAGGAGAUUGAAGCUAUGCUGCAAAAGUGUAGAGAGAGGUCAGAAUCGAACAAGUCAAUAACCGAUCAUCUCAAGGAGAUCCGGGAAAGAUUCACGGCAAUGGAGACAAAUCUUCAAUCGUUGAGAUGUGAAUUAGAGUCUGUCAUUCAGGAAAGACAGGAUGAAGUAAACAAGCAGACGACUCAGGGAUUUGACAAAGCUGUGUGAAUUCUUUUAUUUUACACACCAU